This is a messenger RNA of Armigeres subalbatus, 5167 nucleotides long. It is a transcript of the gene IP3K2, whose product is annotated as inositol-trisphosphate 3-kinase A. The transcript is spliced from 9 exons. The record is from RefSeq and is a predicted model, not a curated record. The coding region runs from base 1666 to 4524 and encodes 952 amino acids. Gene Ontology annotation, molecular function: inositol-1,4,5-trisphosphate 3-kinase activity; inositol tetrakisphosphate kinase activity. Lineage: Eukaryota; Metazoa; Arthropoda; Insecta; Diptera; Culicidae. Gene Ontology annotation, cellular component: nucleus; cytoplasm. Gene Ontology annotation, biological process: inositol phosphate biosynthetic process.
GCGCGUUCGGAGUAGUUGCCCGGUUCCUACAGCAUCGUACGCUGCCGACGGUGAUCGCGUUGGUUCUUCCGCAACAUGCUUUUUUUGUGGCAUUCGAAACUUGAAUCAAACAUUUUUUCGUUUUCACCUGUUCGAUUUUUUUUCACUUUCAAACGAUAUAUGAAUUGGUAGUUUAGUGCGGCGCGGAUGAUUCGAACGGUAAAACGGGACCCGUUUCGAACUUGAAUCUAUACUGCUCCGUCGCAGUUCACGGCUUCGAACUGUGCGUGAGUGCUUUAGUUUUCUGUUUUCUGGUCUGCUGCACAACGAACAGAAGAAAUCCUUUCAACGACUCUGGGGUGAGCCAGGUGAUACCACCCCGAACCGGACCACUCGCUAUUUGCAUAUGCUCACGAUCGAAAACGGAUACCAUUUUUUUUUUGCUAUCGCUCCGGACAUAAUCGAGUACACCGGCGGACUGACGGCCCCGUAGUCAGAUGCUGUUUACCUGCACCCACCGUAGUAAUCUACGACCGAGCCCCUAUAGCUAGCUGUAGUCUAUCGCGGGCGCCUGUGUGCAAAGCAUUUGCGGUUGUUUUUUGAGGUUAUUUUGCAACGCACAUCAGACAUCAGAGAUAUGCGCAUGUGGGCGCGUCACACACGUGAACCGCAGUUCGAUUCGCGAUCGCGCGCUUGAGUUUGCUCUCAUUUUCCAAUCAAAGUCACCGCCGCCGAUGCUGCGUUAGAGCUAGUGGAGGGGCCAUAGUGUUCGAUUUGAUCGUGAUUGUCAUCGGUUGCUGCGAGUGCGAUGAACGGGGAUCGUCGGUGAUGGUUGGUGACCUUCGAUUUUAGUGCAUUUUUUCAGUGUUUAGGCACAUGAGUUUCCGCGCAAAGUUUGUGAAUUACAAAAGCAUUUGUAAAAAAAAUCCCAUACGUUGAAAUCAAAGCAUCGGAGAGGCAAGGUCAAUGAAAUUGAGUGGAGGUGCGUGUGGUGAAAUCACUCGCUAGUACGGAAUUCCCAACUGUGGCUGGAGGAAGAAAAUUGGUUUGCGUUUAAUCGAAUCCAGCUGUUUCGAAUUUGGCGGUGUGCGAUGAUGCAAAUGGGAUAAUUUAUUCAGUUGCCUUUGCAGCUUGAAUUGCCGAGAAGGGAAGAAGUGAGAAGAAACACCGUUCACUGAUCGGGUGUUGGUAUAAUUGGUAUGUGAAGAAUGUGAAUCGGCGCAAGGUGUUUGUGAGAGGUGUCUACCACAACGAUUAAUGAACUCGUUAAUUCCGGCGCAAUUGAAAUUGUUAUUUCAAGGGAGCGAGACUAUAUGACCCGUAAUCUGUCGAUUGCUGUUCCUGAAGAUUUAUCCGUGUGCGCACAACCAGACCACCAAAAUUGAUAACCGCCCGACCGAACCGUAGACAGAUCCGAUUGCAGCAGCAGCUCGUUAGCCUCAGAACUUACCCCAACCUGUGCAUGUGAUUAGAUCACAGGCCGAUACUCACGGGCGGGUAUUUUUAAUGCUUGGGAAAUUCCCUUUUCGAUUGACGAGCUACGCAUUCCGUAUCUAUUGACAAACUUGGCGCUCCGUUCUUUGACUAAGUCGAUCUGGCUUAUAGGAUAAUGAGCCCCAGGGGGAGGGCGGGGUUUGAUUAACUCCGGACGGACAUUAAUUGAAAACGAGAGGGUGCGGAGCCGGGAUGUCCUCUGGGUGUUCGAGCUGUUCAACAACGGUAGCAGGAUUGGUGGGCAUGUUCGAAUCGCAGUCGACAACUGACGUCAAAGCCGUUGCUGUCGCCACUAAUGCCACUGACCGUAUUUGCCCAACGAUAGGGAACUCGGGAGGGGAACGCGUUCGGGGAGAGAAUCUCCGUAUCUUAGUUUGUGGUAACGAUAAGAAAAUCGGUGAGGGUGGUGGAAGAGAGGAAGAAGUCGACGAUAGACAAGAGGGAGCAAUGACUGGUACAAUAGCGGUUGGAAGCAGCUUACCCCGGCAGAGAAAAACAGCCGUUUACAAGUGCUAUUGGGACGAAAGAAAAGAUGUCGAAGGUGAGCGGCAUUGUGGCUCGGGAUCCGGUUCGUUUUCGUCCGGGGUCGAAAGUGACGAGGAAAUGGUCAGAUUUCCGUGCGUGGAACGGCUUAUUGAAAUGUAUGCCAACAUUAUCAAGCAGAAAGAGGCUGAAACGCAAAGCUUCCUGAAUAGUGUGACCGAAGAGAAGGGCGGAAAUCGGAGUCGGAGGGAUGACAGCGAUAAAAGACGAUUAGAUAAGACGCCAGUCGUCGCCGGUGGUGAUAAGACAGGUGCCAACGGUACCAGUGAAGCACAGUCGAGUUCAACUGGCAGUACGACACUGGUAGAGCAGCUGAAUACCAACAGCACUGUUAGGGUCCGUGAAAACAAAAGUCCCAUAUCGGAUGACGAUUGGAGUAACAUCCAGCAAAGUCCUUACUGCUCAAGUGACGAGGAAAGUCCAAAAACCGGCACUCAACGAAAGAUGAAGAACCGCGAAAAGGUCACCCGUUCGUCAAGUUCGGACUCUGCUCUCGGACUUGAUGAAGAUAUUGGACAACAGGAGCAACAACAAAUUAUUUCCAGUGUUGGCAAGACUCGGCGGCUCACCCUCGGAGUAUUGGACAUCCCACUUCGCUCGGCUCUACUCCCCGUGGCAGAGCCAGCGCUCCUCCCCAGCUCCGAUAGCGUAACAAUCAAUGCAGCCUCAGAUCAAUGCCCGAUGGUCGUCCGCAGCAAGAUGAUCUUGGAAGCACAGCUCAUAGAACUUCCUUUCGGAACGAAUCCCCCUCUCGCAGACACUGGAUCAACGGAAGUCAUAGGCUAUCCUAACAAUUCAAUCUCUCGCCGAGAAUCGGCCCAAAGCUACGUCAGCGACUCCGGAGUAGACGGCGUUCGCUACGUUCGAACUCCCUCCGUGGUGGUAUCUGACUACUCGGACGACACCAUGUGCGGAAUCACCCUAGAAGAAAUAGAAUACCUUAGGCGUCACCGGCUUCGGCGGGCAUCCACCGAUGGCGAUGACUCGGACAUCAGUGCGGCAUCGUCCUGCAGCAAUCUGAACUACUGCGGUUCGUCGAUCAGUGCCCUCGAGGGUUGCGACUAUCAGUGCGGGCUGCGAACUCCCGAGCGGAAGGUUUCCGACUGUUCGACCUGCUCCACGCUGAGCUGCGAAGAGGACACCGAUGCGGUUCUGAGGCAACGGCUGCAGGAUCUCGGUCUACGGCCACCGGUCAGUGAUCUCAGCGAGAAGGUGUACCCGGAUCUGGACGCCAAGAAGCGACCCAAGAAGAAGCCCUCGGGAUGGCGAAAGUUACGCAACAUCGUACAGUGGACGCCGUUCUUCCAGACGUACAAAAAGCUCCGGUAUCCGUGGGUCCAGCUAGCCGGUCACCAGGGCAACUUCAAGGCAGGCCCGGACCAGGGCACGGUUCUGAAGAAACUGUGCCCCAAGGAGGAGAAAUGCUUCAAGAUCCUCAUGAAAGACGUGCUCCGACCGUAUGUUCCCGAGUACAAGGGCCACGUGAACAGCGAUGAUGGUGAAUCCACCUACAUCCAGCUGCAAGAUCUGCUCACAGACUUCUACGAGCCGUGCGUGAUGGACUGCAAAAUUGGCGUACGGACCUAUCUCGAGGAGGAGCUGUCGAAAGCCAAAGAGAAACCGAAAUUGCGAAAGGACAUGUACGAAAAAAUGAUCCAAAUCGAUGCGAACGCUCCGACUGAGGAGGAACACCGCGCCAAGGGUGUCACUAAGCCACGCUACAUGGUGUGGCGCGAAACGAUCUCCAGCACUUCCACACUAGGCUUCCGGAUAGAGGGCAUUAAAAAGAGUGACGGCACCAGUUCCAAGGACUUCAAAACAACCAAGUCUCGGGAUCAAAUUAUAGAGGCUUUCCGGGAAUUCACCGAAGGAUUCCCACAUGCUAUGCCCAAAUACAUCCAACGAUUGAAAGCCAUCCGCGCGACGCUCAGUUAUUCGGAAUUCUUCAAGCGCCAUGAAGUGAUCGGGUCGUCGCUGCUGUUUGUUCACGACCGCCACAAAGCCAGCGUAUGGUUGAUCGACUUUGCCAAAACGGUGGCCCUGCCGGACAAUGUGGACAUCACCCACGAGAACAAGUGGAAAGUCGGCAACCACGAGGACGGCUACAUGAUCGGAAUAAACAAUCUGAUCGAGAUCUUCCAGGAGGUGCACGACGCCCAUCAAGCGGCCCUGGCCGAGCGAAUACCGAGGCUAUCGCUACCCGACUUGGACUCGGACCGCAGCAAUAACAAUAACAAAGUUAGUAGCAACCACCACGUUAGCCCGCCGAUUAUGGCGGAAACCAGUGCAGAACCACUGUCGGAAGUGCAGCCUUCGUUGGUGGACGGUUUAGGUUCGCUCGAGCUCAGUUCAGCGACGACCGAAACGACUAGCGCGGGUGACAACAGCAGCAGUAGUGCUGCCAACUGCCUCAACAACAACAACUGUGACUGCAAGGUGGACGAUCCCGCGUCGCCACCAGCGACGUCAACGGAUACGACGACGAACGUUCCGGGCUCGAAUAGUUAAUCACCCACUGCAACGGUGAAGAAAAUGGUUUCCGUUUCUCGAAAUGGACCUUAGAUAGAAAAUUAGCAUUUAAGGAGACAGGAAGCGAGCAUUUUUACUAUAAUAGUGCAACGCAAGAAUCAAGAGCAGUGUAGAAGCUCGAUAUCAAGAGUCUGAUCUAGGACUGAAACUAAUAAGCUGUCGAUUUUUAGAUGGAGUUUGCAACUUUAGUGUUGCACUCAAGCGAGAGAGAGAGAGGCCGGAAAUCGAACGCAUAAGCUUCAAAGUCUUCUAGUAUUUUUUUCUAUAAUGUGUUUUUUUUUUGUACAGAACUCAAUUGUUAUAAAUUUAUUUUUCGCAAAGGAAAAUUUGCGUACUAUUUAUAUACGCCUUCAUAUACAAAUAAUAAGGAACUGUAUUAAUGCUAUUCAACGGUUGCAUGCUGUUUUAUGUGAGGCUGAGGUUCAACUGAAUGACAAAGGGUGAAAUACCUGCGAUGAACAAAAUUCGUAAUGUUGAUUAUUCUAUAAAACAAAUAAAUACGAAUUGAGUGCAACUGGCAAAAUCAUUGUGUAGAUUGAUAGGACAACGAGAACACAAUAUACUCUAGACGAUAAGCAAAGUAGCAUGAAUUUUAGAAUGAAUAAAUUAUCUUCAACUCAGA